Messenger RNA from Anthonomus grandis grandis, 320 nucleotides. RefSeq names its product 60S ribosomal protein L39 (gene RpL39). Gene Ontology annotation, biological process: translation. The transcript has 3 exons. Bases 119 to 274 code for a protein of 51 amino acids. Gene Ontology annotation, cellular component: cytosolic large ribosomal subunit; ribosome. Gene Ontology annotation, molecular function: structural constituent of ribosome. Lineage: Eukaryota; Metazoa; Arthropoda; Insecta; Coleoptera; Curculionidae. The record is from RefSeq and is a predicted model, not a curated record.
UAACAGAGGUCACCAGAAAGUAGAAACACCUUGUCCUGUCAAAAACGUCAUCUAGCGGACGUCAAACAAUCUUUUGACGUUCAAUUUUCUUUCGGUUUGAAAACGCAAACAAGCAGCAAUGUCUGCUCACAAAACGUUUAUCAUUAAGCGAAAACUCGCCAAGAAACUCAAACAAAACAGGCCUAUUCCUCAAUGGGUGAGAAUGAGGACUGGCAACACAAUCAGAUACAACGCUAAGAGGCGUCACUGGCGUAGAACCAAGCUUAAGUUGUAAGCUGUCUUUUAUAAUUUAAUUGUAAAAAUAUAUUUGUAAAAACCUC